UGGGGAUUUUGAGGUGCAUUCGAUUGGGUUUCGGCCCACCGUUUUUGUCAAUUGUUACGCCUUACUUAGUGGCCGGUAACCGGUGAUAUUCAUUCACUUGCCAGCCGCCGCCACCGUCGGACCGCAGCCGGACCGCACCACAUACAACCGGAUAGUACUCUUCCUAUUGGAUUACUGCAGUGCCAUGCAUAAGUACACUCUGAUGGGCCUCUGCCUGAUGGCUGCUUUGGGAGCCGUACUCCUCGAGGUGAAUGCCAGUCCGGCCGGUGUCGCCAUACCCACGAAGCUGGAUCCCAGUCAGUUGGGCGGUCUGUCGGCCCAAUUCCUGCCGCCCGAAUACCGCAACACCAACGUCACUGUGGAUGAUCUAAAACGACUAUAUCGCGAGAAAUGCAAGAAAGUGACCGGAGCGGACAACUCAUCCUUCUACGAGGAGAUCGAACGGGCUGCCGCCAAGAUGAGCAACUGCAUCAGUGGCGUCGCCAAUCUGACGGCCAUCCAGGAGGAGAUGGAACAGGCCAAGCCGCAGGGUGAACUGGACACCGUCUUCCACAAAUACUGCCAGAAGGCACCCGAGGCGGAGGCCUGUGUCAAGGAGUUCAAUACCAAAAUGCAAGUCUGUCUCACCGCCGAGGAGAAACGCCACCAGGAGACGAUCGCCCGGAUUGGGGCAUCGCUAUUGGGAUUCGCCUGUUCUCGGGGCGGGGAUCAGAUCGCACUAUUUGUGGCCGAACAGGGACCGGAGUGUCUCGAUGCCAACAAGGAGGCCAUUGCCAAUUGCCUCAACCAGUCGUUCCACAACUAUAUACCAAAGGAUGGUCAAGUGCCCGAUCUGAUGAGCGCCCCCGAGCUACUAUUCUCCCCCACCCACUGUGUGGAUCUGCAACGGUUCGAGUCGUGUGUCCUGCACCACUUGGAACAGUGCUCCGAGAUCACCCCAGCCAACAUUGUCCAGUCGAUCUUCAAGUUCGUUAAGAACGAAACGGACUGUCAGGCCUACAUGACGGCCCGGGCCAAUGAGAAGCCCAUUUUGAUGGCAGCUGCCGGCAAUAGUACUGGCGGUGGUGCCACCGGACUGACAUCACAUUUCGGAUCACUUUUGGCUGGAAUCUUUGCCUCUGGACUCGUGUUGAUCCUAAAUCGCUACUAGAAAUAACAAGAACCAAUUUGGAAAAGGAAAAAUUACUGCCCCACACUAUCAAAGACUGCGGCAAACUCUUUAGUUCUUUUAGAAUUUAGUUUCUUUUUUUUCCAAGUGUUUGACCAUCGAAAUAGCCCCCGAUAGCGAUAACGAAAGCUUAUAUAUUACCUAUACCUUAUAAGCUAUUUUUUUUUUGUUCUUUAUUUUUUUUAUGUUCUUUUUUUUCGGUCUAUUGGUACAUAGAUCCAUAUAACUUAAUGUCUCCCAGCGAAUUGCUCGCAAUAAACGAGAUUGUGGAAUUGCAGAAGGUAGCGACCCACAUCGACUUUGCCGAUCAUAUUUUGAAAAAGAAAAGAGUAGUAAUGUAUUGUAACUACAAAAUAUUUAUUUAAUACGCCCUAUCUUACAAAUAAACGAUUAAAUCUA
Messenger RNA from Drosophila ananassae, 1567 nucleotides. Its product is annotated as 27 kDa hemolymph protein. NCBI's taxonomy places the organism in Eukaryota, Metazoa, Arthropoda, Insecta, Diptera, Drosophilidae. The transcript has 2 exons. The record is from RefSeq and is a predicted model, not a curated record. The coding region runs from base 185 to 1150 and encodes 321 amino acids.